CCAAAUCAUGUUGAAGGCGGAAGAGUCAAACAAUCGUUUUGGCCCUCUGCAAGUGUCAUUUUUGAAGUACUCCAGUCUUUCUCACCGUCCAUCAAGGAGAACCUAACGAUGUCCAAGCCUGGACAGUUUCGAGCUGAUCUCCCCGAGCUUGCUCGCCAUCUGCUCCUUAAUGGCCCUCACAGAAUCCAGAAAACUUCCCGACGCGUUCGAGUCAUCCUAAAUCAAGCGUACAUUGUUGACACAACCAACGCGAUCCAUGUGUGGGAGCACGUUGCCUACCCGCAGUAUUACGUGCGUAUGUCGGAGCUCCAAAACUGCAGUUGGAAAGACAAGGAAACCGUUUAUUCUGCUGGAGAUUCACCAGUCGCUGCGGCCCAUGUGGUCGAAGUCACUGUUCCAGGGCAAAACGGUGCCAAGGAUUUAGUGACCGAUCGGGUCUUACGAUUCUCUGAUGAUGAGGAGCUCAAUGGUGCAUUCAAAGGCCUGGUAAGACUGGAAUUUGGGAGUAUGGAUCAAUGGUUAGAAGAAGAAACGCCCAUCUACGUUCAUCCAAAAGAUCCGUUCAAGCGCAUCGACAUUCUUCCGUCUUCGCGACCCGUCGAAGUCAAAGUCGCCGGAAGGAGCGUUGCUAAGACCAACUUUGCCGUCCAUUUGCUAGAAACAGGCCUGCCUACGAGGUACUAUCUUCCAUUGGCCUCAGUUGACCAAUCGGUACUUCGGAAGAGCGAACUAGUCACGAAAUGCCCCUACAAAGGCGAUGCAGAAUACUACCACAUUGUAGUCAAUGGCGAGGAGCACAAGGAUCUUGUCUGGUACUACAGGAAUCCGACGCAUGAGAGUGCAGGCAUAGCCGGUUUAUUGUGUUUCUACAACGAGAAGGUUGACAUCUUUUUGGACGGUCAGCUUCUGGAAAGGCCCGUGACUUUCUUUUCCUGAAUUCAAGUAUAACGAAGGAAAACAGAUCAAAAUCUUGUGAUUGUCUGGAAACUAUACCGAACGAAACGCGGUCAAAGGUUCUCUUGGAAGAGGGAUACUUGUAAAUCAUUGAGAAGGACAGAAACUGCUAGGGGGCUUUUCGUGUUGUUGUAUUUCUUGAUUGUCAAGUUAGGGAUACAUGUUAUACAUUUCUGCGCUCUCUACAAUCUGGACUUUUGAAAGUGGGCCACCGGGGCAACUAUGGUUGGUGCUACCCAUUACGUAGUUUAAAAUAUACUUAUCAAGGGCUUCUCUUCAAUCAACAAGAAUGCAAAAAGCAUCUGUAGCAAG
Molecule: messenger RNA, 1266 nt
Organism: Colletotrichum navitas
Lineage: Eukaryota; Fungi; Ascomycota; Sordariomycetes; Glomerellales; Glomerellaceae
Exons: 3
Coding region: 109-936 (275 amino acids)
Source: RefSeq, a predicted model, not a curated record